AUGUUCUCCGGCCUCAAUUUGGCCAUCAUGUCGUACAGCACAAAGGAUUUGCAAAUGAUUGAGGAGUUCGACACGAAUACGGCGAAUCGGUUGAGGGCAUCGCAGGUUUUAAGCAUUCGUCGAAAUCCCAACUUUGUUUUGUGCAGUGUCAUCCUAGGCAAUGUUCUCUGCAAUACUGGCAUUACUCUUAUCUUGGACUACUUUGCUCAAGUUGCUGGAUGGGAUGGAUCAGUCGUGGUUGCAGUGAGCUCCACGUUGUUCCAGCUCGUCUUCACUGAAAUUCUGCCAGCAAUUAUUUGUACCAAACAAGCGCUUUAUUUUGCUUCCCGCUUACGAUAUAUUGUGAUUUUCUUCAUGGUGUUAACAUGCGUUCUCACAUACCCAAUUUCACGGAUUCUUGAUUGGAUUAUCGGAAAAGACGGAUUGCAAGAGCAUAACGGCACUGAUGAGUUUGCGGGUCUUGUGAGCAAAGAAUCAAAUCGUCAAUUUAGCGAGGUCAUUGACAUAGCCAGGAAUACAAUGAAGCUGAGCCGAAAAGCAGCCGGCGAUAUAAUGACUCCAAUCGAAAAGGUGUUCAUGAUUUCCGAUCGUCAAGUGCUCACGAAGCAAUGCUUCAACGCCAUCGUUGUCAAUGGGCAUACAAGAUUGCCAGUGUAUUCGGCGGCAGAUGUGAAUAUGAUACGCGGAGUUCUUAAUGUCAAGGAUCUGAUUCUCAUGCUCGCUGAUGACGCCUCGGCAUCGCGAUUAACAGCAGCGACGUUGUUGGAUGUCUUCUCAAGAAGCAAAACGUUCCGAUAUGUGAUCAAAGAUAUUCCGGUUCCACAAUUGAUGACCGAACUUGCGAAGGGUUGCCCAAUGGCGAUUGUCGUCGAAUUCACGAGAAAGGAGCCUGAUGGUGCUUCAGGAGCAUGCUGCGUUCCAACCAGUCCCUAUAAGGUCAUUGGAAUUGUGACCCUUGAGGAUAACAUCGAAGAAGUCGUCGGCGAGAUUUUUGAUGAGAAGGACGUGGCGCCGCAGUCGGCGGAAUACACGAGUCAAAUGUAUUCAAACUCACGCGCAGCAUUGAUCAUGUGA
Caenorhabditis bovis is the source of this 1074-nucleotide messenger RNA. NCBI's taxonomy places the organism in Eukaryota, Metazoa, Nematoda, Chromadorea, Rhabditida, Rhabditidae. The record is from the annotation of a GenBank genome assembly.